Abrus precatorius (Indian licorice) is the source of this 1110-nucleotide messenger RNA. RefSeq lists its product as uncharacterized. Gene Ontology annotation, molecular function: nucleic acid binding; zinc ion binding. Bases 1 to 1110 code for a protein of 369 amino acids. Lineage: Eukaryota; Viridiplantae; Streptophyta; Magnoliopsida; Fabales; Fabaceae. The record is from RefSeq and is a predicted model, not a curated record. The transcript has 5 exons.
AUGAAAUAUUGGCCUCACUACCAACAUAAAGAGGGGGAUGAGGACUUGUGUACUCAGUUUAAGCACGGAUUAAGGCCAGAUAUUCGAGCUGCAGUCAGUGUGUUCCAGGUGACAUACUUGCCCACUCUGUCUAGAGGGACUUUGUCACAAGAGAAGAGAAGUGGAAGUGGCUCAGGAUUAGGCUCUUUCAGAGAGUCGAUCAAAUGCUUCAGGUGUGGAGGGCCACACAUAGUGAGGGACUGCCCACAACUACAGACAACUUGUAGAAACUGUGGGAAGUUGGGGCACACUGUCAAUUUGUGCUGGGCCGCCAAGAAGAGUGGUAGUGCUAGUACAGCUCAGAGGCCUGAGUCGAGAGCAAGCACGAGGCCGAGCACAGGACCAAAGCUGAGUAUUCCCAAGAAGGUCUUUGCCAUGAGUGAAGCAGAGGCUUCACAGUCUGAGGAGCUAAUCAGAGGUGCUACACACUCUUUUAUUACUGUGGACUGUGUGAAGAAUCUGGGUCUGUAUGUGACGGAACUGUCAUGCAACAUUGUGGUACUCUACCCUUACGGGAAAUUUGGGGAGAACAAGGUAAACGCCAAGGCUUUUAUGGUGAUGUUUUCGAUGGAGGUCGAAAGCGUGGUGGAGCCAGAGUACAUCCCAGUGGUGAGGGAUUUCUUAGAAGUCUUUCCUAAAAAUGUAUCCGAGUUACCGCUAAAGAGGGAAAUAGAGUUUGCUAUUGACCUCAUUCUGAAGGCAUGCCCAAUUUCUGUGGCGACAUACAGGAUGUCACCAGUGGAGUUGGCAGAGGUCAAGAAGCAAGUAGAGGACUUGUUACAGAAAUGGUUUGUAAGACCGAGUGUGUCAUUGUGGAGAGCAUCAGUGCUCUUGGUGAAGAAGAAGGAUAAGAGCAUGAGGAUGUGUGCGGAUUACUGGCAGCUGAACAAGGUAAUGAUAAAGAACAAGUAUCCACUUUCGAGGAUUGAUGAUUUGAUCAACCAGUUGAGAGCAGCUGCAGUUUUCUAUAAGAUUGACCUGAGGUCGGGGUACCACCAUAUCAGGGUGAAGGAUGAGGAUGUACAUAAAUCAAGAUGCGGUUACCAAGACGAUCAGCACUGGGUUCAAUGA